Messenger RNA from Gossypium raimondii (Peruvian cotton), 912 nucleotides. RefSeq lists its product as uncharacterized. Gene Ontology annotation, molecular function: zinc ion binding; nucleic acid binding. Lineage: Eukaryota; Viridiplantae; Streptophyta; Magnoliopsida; Malvales; Malvaceae. Bases 1 to 912 code for a protein of 303 amino acids. The transcript has 2 exons. The record is from RefSeq and is a predicted model, not a curated record.
AUGGCUUCAUCAAGCUUUUCACCAGCUGCACCUCAAGUAUUCAAUGGAGAAGGCUAUCACAUAUGGGUGGUCAAAAUGAAGACUUACCUGCAGGCUUAUGAUCUGUGGGAGGUGGUCAACUCAGAUGUUGAACCAGAACCACUUAGAGGCAAUCCAACAGUGGCUCAGAUCAGGCAGCAUGCUGAUGAGAGGACCAAGAGGCACAAGGCCAUGUCUUGCAUUCAGAACUCAGUGUCAGAUGUGAUUUUCACAAGGAUUAUGGCCUAUGAAUCACCAAAACAGGCCUGGGAUAAGUUGCAAGAAGAGUUUCAAGGGACAGAGAGGACAAGGCGAAGAAUUCUCGAAUUUGAGGAGAGAUUUCGAGAAUUUAAAGAUGAAGGAAGAAGAAAGCGUCAAGCAAUAUUCGGCGGAUUAUGGCAAGAAGGCACGAGAGACAAGCCAAAGAAUGAUCUUUGCGAGAAGAGAAGGUCAAACUUGCAAGCACUUGUAGAAGGGUGGUCAUCCGAAGAAAAAUCUUGGUUCAAUCCAGAUGCUGUUUGUCAACAUUGUAAGAAGAAGGGUCAUGUUGAGAGAGUUUGCAAGAGCAAGACCAAAUCAAGACAGAACCAGUCUCAACAGAUGAAAGCUGAGGCUCGAGUAGCUAAGGAGGACAGUGACCAAGAGGAGCAAGUCUUUGCUGUGUCAUGCUCAGCUGCUCAGGAAAGGCUCUCAUCUGGUUGGCUCCUAGACAGUGGAUGCACCAAUCACAUGACACCUGAUGCUGCAAUCUUCAAGUCUUUAGACAGAAACUGUAGAACCAAAGUCAAAAUUGGUAAUGGGCACUUUAUUCAAGCUGAAGGCAAAGGUGAUGUGCUGAUAUGCACUCCCACAGGUGCCAAAAUGAUCUCAAAUGUGCUCUGGUGCUCGAAUUGA